This is a messenger RNA of Marmota monax (woodchuck), 1346 nucleotides long. Its product is annotated as synapsin-1-like. Lineage: Eukaryota; Metazoa; Chordata; Mammalia; Rodentia; Sciuridae. The transcript is spliced from 4 exons. The coding region runs from base 1 to 1164 and encodes 387 amino acids. The record is from RefSeq and is a predicted model, not a curated record.
AUGGGUGUGAAAGAGCCCUCCCAGGUGUCGCUGGACCGUUGGAGGCAACAGGCCAAAGUGGGAAAUCGGCCCCGGGGGUUGGCUGCCAACCGUCACCCAGUCACCCACACCCAGUCUGUCCCAACAGAGUCUGCAGCCACCACCGGGCUUCAGGGGGUGAGGGGCGUGGCCACAGCAGCCACACCCCCUGCCCGUGAUAGUGGGGUGGGUCAGGCAGCUGCAGAACUGGACAGAACCGAGAAGGACCCACCGCUCAGCUCAGAGCGGCUGCAGGAGGCGGCCCUGGUGGAGAGAAGGCACCCAAAGGGUCCCAGGAGAGGGCGGUCAGAGCUCCAGGGCCAAGACCCAGCCCCCCCCCCCCCCCAGGCGGAAGGCCCCUGGGGGCAGCGGGCAGGACUCCAGCCUCCACGGGGACCAGCGCGGGUGGAGGCUCCCCAGGCCUGGAGGUGCGCGGUCCAGGCUGAGCCGCGGCACCAGAGGGGCUGGACCGGGUGGGACUUGGGGACACUUCUGGCUCCACAUGGAGGAGUUUCCAAGGAACCUGGGCUCCCGCCUCGGGGUGUCAGACGUGACUUUCCCGGGGAUCCCACCUCCACUGUGGAAUCCAGAAAUCUUCCGACACAGACUGGAGGCCAUCGCCGGUGCCAUCGCCGGUCGUCCGCAUGCCGUCCUGCGCGGGCUGCUGCCUGCCAGCUGCGCAGCCUCGGGCCCGGCCACCUCUCAGCUCCCUACUGGCCAGGCUGUAGGGAGCCUGUGGAAGUUCCUGACAAGAGGACAAGCUCCGGCAAGUCUCCGGCCAAGGACAGAGGAGCUCUUCGUUUCCGGGGCCUCCGCGUGACUGCUGUCCAAGCUCUUCCUUCUCCAAAACGAGAAACCAAGUCGCCUCUCCAGCACUUGGAGACCGAUCUCUUUCAAACGAACGUCCCGAGAAGCGACUCCCUGGAGCAGGAAGGGGGCCUGCCAGGAGCAGGGCCCAUGGACGCCCAAAGGCAGGGGCCCUGGUCCAGCGGCCCUGGUCCUGCUGCGCGGGCCCCUCUGCUGCAGGCCGCCCAGGAUGGGGUCCCUGCAGCCUCACCCCCGUCCCCAGCUUGCCCCGUCCCUCGGCCACAGCCUUCCCUGGGGUGGGACUGGGGACUUGGGGACAUGCCCAUCUGCCCGUCCUGAGACCGUCCAGGGCAGGACUUUUCCCAGGCCACACAGACAGGGAGAGGAGCCAGGUCAUCCUGGGUCCAGCGCCUGGGCAUCUCCACCCAGGUCCCCGGCAGAGCCCGGAGGCUUCCUGGAGGAGGCGGCUUCCACAGAGGGUGGGAGGGGGCUGCACUGGGCGGCAGGAGGAAGGGACGGAG